GUUCACACAAACCGUGUGACUCGAUCCCACUUAGCUUCCCCGGGGCGAGCACAUAUAGAUUUGCAUCCAUCCAUCCAUCUAUAAAUAGGCCCUGCCUGGGAUUGAUUGUAAGAGACCAAUCCAUUCCAUAAAAUUUGAAGCUAAUAAGGUAGGCCGUUUGAUUUGCUGCGCGCGCUUAAAAGCUAGCUAGCUAGCAAUUAAGGCUUGCUUAGGGGUAAUAUAUAUAAGUGAAGGUGAAGGAAGGAGGUAGGAUGCUACGGUCGAUAAGUGGGAUGGCAGGGGCGAGUGGGUUCGGGUCGGCGUCGACGGCGGCGCAGGUGAGCGAGGGCAUCGACGCGUCCAACCUGAGGGCCAUUGUGACGGGCGGGGGGAGUGGGAUAGGGCUGGAGACGGCGAGAGUGCUGGCGCUGAGGGGGGCCCACGUGAUCAUCGCGGCGAGGAACACGGAGGGCGCCGAGGCGGCGGCGAGAGAGGCGAUCCUGAGGGGCAACCCGGAGGCCCGGGUGGACGUGAUGGAGCUGGACCUCUCCUCCCUCAGGUCCGUGGAGGCCUUCGCCGACGACUUCAACGCCCUGGGACUGCCCCUCAACAUCCUCGUCAACAACGCCGGCGUCAUGUUCUGCCCCUUCCACCUCUCCCAGGACGGCUACGAGAUGCAGUUCGCCACCAACCACCUGGGCCACUUUCACCUCACCAACCUUCUCCUCCCCAACAUGAAGGCGGCCGCCUCCGCCUCCGCCGUCGAGGGCAGGAUUGUCAAUCUCUCCUCAAUCGCUCACCGCUACCCCUGCACAAAAGGAAUCAAAUUUGACCACAUCAAUGACAAGAAAAGUUAUAAUGACAAAAUGGCGUAUGGGCGCUCCAAGCUAGCCAACAUCUUACAUGCGAAUCACUUGUCUCGUCGACUACGGGAAGAGGGAGCAAAUAUAACUGUGAAUUCGGUGCACCCAGGGUUGAUAAUGACAAAUCUUAUGAAGCAUUCAACCAUCCUUAUGAAUGUUUUAAGGAUUUUCACUUCAGUGAUUUGGAAGAAUGUCCCUCAGGGGGCGGCCACAACCUGUUAUGUGGCUCUUCAUCCCAAUGUGAAAGGCGUUUCAGGGAAGUACUUCGUUGACUGCAAUUUGUGCAAGCCCACCAAAAUGGCAAGAAAUGAAGCUUUAGGAAAAGAGCUUUGGGAUUUCAGUCACCAAUUGGUGAAACAAUCUAAAAACAAGUAAAACAUGUACUGAUUCAUAAUCGUGUGUGUAAAAUAUAAUCAAUAGUGCUCCAUAUUAUUGCCUAGUGAACAUCACUAGCCUCCUUUUUGUGCUCCAUUUAAUUAUGUGCAAUAACACUUUAUAUAUAUUUGAACAAUGGCAAGAGUAUUGUGUCGAUAACACAAUUGCUAUAUUAUAAUAAUUAUAUUCGCAUCUAUCACUUUCAG
Messenger RNA from Cuscuta epithymum, 1423 nucleotides. Lineage: Eukaryota; Viridiplantae; Streptophyta; Magnoliopsida; Solanales; Convolvulaceae. The record is from the annotation of a GenBank genome assembly.